Messenger RNA from Cuscuta epithymum, 465 nucleotides. NCBI's taxonomy places the organism in Eukaryota, Viridiplantae, Streptophyta, Magnoliopsida, Solanales, Convolvulaceae. The record is from the annotation of a GenBank genome assembly.
CCUCACCAUUUUAUAUAUCUUCAUUAGAUCUUCUUUCAUAUUUCUCUCUUCUUAUUUUCUCCCCCAAACAGGAAAGGAGAUAGAGAGAUGGACAACAAGACAACCCUUGGGAAUAAUAAUGUUUUAAUACUGGUGGUUGUUUGUUUUCUCUUGCUUGUGCUAGUAGGGAUUUUGGGUAAUCACAAAUACCACAAGUCAACUGAAGCUGACACUGAGGCCACGAUGAUCACAAUGAUGAUAUCUCCCCUCCCCCCUUCGAAUAACAUAAUGAUUCGGAAGACGAUGAGACAACCUUAUUCUCUUCGUCAUCACACUCAUAAGUCCAUCAAGUAUGUGAGUAAAAGAAGUGUACCAAAUGGAUCUAACCCCCUUCACAACAGCGGGAUGGCAUGAUUUUACGGAUGCAGUAGACCUCCUCACGGCUCCCCACUUCAGCAAUUAUGAGAUUGAGACACCAGACACAAC